AUGGACAUCAAGUUCAAUGAUUAUGAAUACCAUAUGAUCAGGAAGUUUACUUCCAUGUGCUAUGGUAGUAGAUGUAAUCUCAUUGACAGGAUCAAAAUACGCAACAAGAUUAGUGUAUGGCAUGAAAUAUUGACAUACUUACUAUCGCCUGAUGGUGUCCUCAAAAUUUAUAAGGUUGAAUGUUCACCGGGUGAGAAUAAUAACCUUGUGACAUCCGACUCGCUCCCAAAUUAUGUGAUAAAACGGAAAUUAAAGACUGUGAUGCGUGGUAAUGAAGGUGCAGUGAGGGCAAAUAUUUCAUUAGAUGUAAGUAAUCCAUUACAAGAUGAUCCAAGUUACAUCGAAGAAGCAAUAGAAAAUUAUCCACUGCGUUUACUAACAUUUUUGAAAAUUGAAUUAAAUCAGUAUCGCCGAUCAUUAAAUAUUCCUUAUUCCACGCCAUUGUCAAGGUAUCUACAACGAUAUAAUAUUGUUGAAUUGCAUUUGGACAAUAUUUUAAAAAGUGUAGAUGACAGCAAGCUUCCAUUUGAGAUUUUCCAAUGUCCAAAUGUUAAAAUUUUAUCUCUCAAACAUAAUCACCUACGACAAAUACCCAGUGCAAUUGGUCGACUAUCAAAGCUUGAAGUCCUUAUACUCACUGACAAUUUAUUAACUGUACAAUCAAUUCCUUUUAGUCUAAAGUUUUGUGUGAAUCUAAAAGAACUAUAUGUUGACGAUAACCAGCUUGAAGCAUUACCUGGAUUUUUAACGAGCAUGAAACAUUUAGAAUUGGUUUAUAGAUUGGGUAAUCGUAAUUACUUCAAGUCAUUUUUUUUAUGGUAUCACACUGAUUAUGAUCAUAGAGCUCGUAAAGAGAUUUGGAAAAAUUAUUGGAUAAGAGGAGAAGCAGGUUCAAGACCAGCUGUAUUAUCUCUUUUGGACAUUAGCGUUGAAAAAAUAUUUUCAAGUGGAAUUAAUUUUUUUAAUGAAGAAAUCCCAGAAUCCUUAAAACAUUAUAUGUCCUUGACUUACCUUAAUUACAAUAUAUGUAACUUCUGCAAUGUUGCAACUGACUGUUCAAAACCAGGUUAUAGUACGGUAACGUUUCUAACUCCUUAUCUGGGAAACACCUGUGUUCCAUUUCAACACUGGGCGUGUUCUAAAGAGUGUGUUCUUGCAAUCGAAGGACCAGCAAAAAAGUUACAGCUUGAAGGAGCAGAGAGACUGGACCACGAGUAUUCUAAUUAUAUAGCGACUUCUAAUAAAACUGCUGAAAAGUCUAAUAUAAAACUAAAACGUAAUAAAUGUUGUAUAAGUUAA
Macrosiphum euphorbiae (potato aphid) is the source of this 1299-nucleotide messenger RNA. Lineage: Eukaryota; Metazoa; Arthropoda; Insecta; Hemiptera; Aphididae. The record is from the annotation of a GenBank genome assembly.